AUGCCCCUUUUUAUAUCAUCAAAGGACACGAAAGGAGCAACGAAACUGAUGGACGCGCUUGCAGAAGAGAUGGUGCCCCAAGGUGACGCCUUCCUCUUUGAGCGGAUCCACACGCUUUCACAGUUCUACCGGCGCAUGCGAUAUCGCCGAAAGGCGGCUUUUCUGACCUUUAUGCUGGAGAGCAAUGAGCUGCAUCUACGAAGGGUGCAACAACACCGGGCUGCCGCCCUGCUGCGGCCACCUGCACGUUGCAUCGCCUACAUGAAGGCCAAAAAUGAACAGUUCCUCUACAACCAAUACUGCCUUCGGGCCUAUCAGCUGGCAUCUUCGCCUGUGGCCCUGCGUCGAACAGAGGAGAAGGUUGUGUUUGAGUGCCGUCUCAUGCAGAGCAUCCCUCGACCCCGGACUAUGGAUGCGAGGACCCUGGUUACUUAUCCCUCAACCCUCUCCGUAAGCCCCAUAAUCCUAGGUUGGCCCGCUAUCCAAAAGGAGAUGCUUGCAAACGCUGCUGACAGGUUGCGUGCCUAUAUCAAGAAGGAACACGAGCACCUAAAAGAUGCAUCCUGGAGCCAGUGCACCCUUCUCGUCGGCCUCCUCUUCUCCCUCCUGAAUGGCUGGCAUCAGGAGCUGGAUGAACCCCACGUGACGGAGUAUGUUGAGACUCUCAAGACACUAUCGUCUGCCUGUCCGUCGGACCAGUUAACGCCUCCACCGCCCUCAGCGACGCUGGCACGUUCUAUUAGUUGGCCGCAUAAAAACUCCGUCAGCUCCCCACCACGAACCCCCGUCAGCCCAUUGGCAAUAGAGCCGCUGGACGGGAACUGGUUCCAGUCAGAUUCUGACCUUCGUCCUUUGUCAGAUCUUGUGGAGACACCGGUUACUCAUCUGCCUCUCGUAAGCAUUUUCACCAGCGUAUACAUUUUGAAAAAAAUGUGCAAGCUUGAAUUCCUGCAUCUCUGUCGGGAAUUCAUCGACUUGGUGUGCAACGAUGUCGGUUACAUCGAGGUCAUCUUCAAAAAUGAGUUGCCCAUUGAGCUCUGCUUGCGGGACUUUGUACGUCUACGUAUUUCCCUUUACAAGUACUUGUCUCGUUUAAAUUAA
This is a messenger RNA of Dibothriocephalus latus, 1101 nucleotides long. The record is from the annotation of a GenBank genome assembly. Lineage: Eukaryota; Metazoa; Platyhelminthes; Cestoda; Diphyllobothriidea; Diphyllobothriidae.